Molecule: messenger RNA, 1992 nt
Organism: Sycon ciliatum
Lineage: Eukaryota; Metazoa; Porifera; Calcarea; Leucosolenida; Sycettidae
Exons: 2
Coding region: 52-1005 (317 amino acids)
Biological process (GO): DNA integration
Molecular function (GO): nucleic acid binding
Source: RefSeq, a predicted model, not a curated record
CGUUCCUGCCCUGGCUGCAAGUUACAGUGGGCCAAGCCAGCUGAGCAGUUGAUGGCGCCGUUGCCAAGCUUCAGAACAGCAGAACCUGUACGUGCGUUUCACCGAGCGGGCGUGGAUUUCGCAGGGCCAUUCCUGACGAAGCAAGGUCGUGGCAGGGUCAAGACCAAGCGCUAUCUGUGCGUCUUCACCUGCCUCCAGUCAAGAGCAGUGCACCUGGAGAUGGCAUACUCCCUCGACACUGAUGGUUUCCUGCUGGCUCUGAGUAGAUUUGUGAAGCGACGCGGUCGACCGGCUCUGAUUGUGUCGGACAACGGCACAAAUUUCGUAGCUGCGGAAAAGGAGUUGCGGGAUGCAGUCGAGCAGCUGAAUUCCGGCAGAGUGAGCGCUGCACUCGCAUCGGAGCACAUCGAGUGGCGUUUCAACCCCCCACAGGCGCCCCAUCAUGGGGGCGUGUUUGAGUCGAUGGUGAAGUGCGCCAAGCGUGCGUUGCGUGGAAUCCUGGAGCACGGAGACUGCACAGACGAGGAGCUGAGUACGGCGUUCAUAGUUGUGGAAGCAUUCCUCAACACCAGGCCGCUCACGACGAUAAGCUCAGAUCCGAGUGACCUCACCCCACUCACGCCACAGCAUUUCCUCACCAGCCAUGCCGACCUGUCGCUGGCACUUGAGGAACUGGCUGAUCAAGCUGAUCGCGUGAAUCCAAGACAUCGCUGGAAAGCAGUUCAGCGACUGAGUAAGGACGUCUGGGACAGGUGGCUGAAGGAGCUCGUCCCAGCGCUCAACCUGCGUCAACGAUGGCGCAAUCUGCACCGCAAUGUACGUGUUGGUGAAGUAGUGCUAUUCUUGGAACCUGGCACUCCAAGAGGGAAGUGGCCGCUCGCAAGAAUACUGCAAGUGUACCCAGGCAAAGAUGGCAACGUACGGGUGGUCGACAUUCUCGUCCGCGGCAAGACCUACCGCCGACCAAUCAAUGUGCUCGUCCCACUGGAGGUGGAUUCUGAGUAAGCCACCAGUACUGUGCUCGUUCUGCAAGAGGUGGAUUCUGAGUAUGCUGUGUUAGUGUUAGUAUUGUGCUCGUUCUGCAAGACGUGGAUUCUGAGUAUGCUGUGUUCGUAUGAGCUCGUUCCGCAAGAGGUGGAUUCUGAGUAAGUUAUGUUAUCUCUAUUGCCUCACUCAAUCACUGUUCGUGAGGGAGGGUGGUGAUGUACAGAACUAUCACAUGUCACAUGUUGCACGUUGAUACUAUUAGUGUAUUGUAGUUACGAUUUGUGUACAGAACUGUCACAUGCUGCAAGGAGGGAGUGUGCGAGAUUUACGAGUGUGAUUUUGAGUGUGACUGGACAGGACACUGCGCUGAAAUAGAAUGAGUGUUGUUGGGAUAACAUCAUUUACGAGUGUGUUGUUACAAUACAGUGUUUGUUGUGCGUGUUUGUCGGAUACGCCGAUAUAAUCACUUGCAUAGAUAAUACUUACGUUGUUGCUUGCAUUCUCGCUCUCCACAGCAACUCCAUUGCGUGCUGCGUUCUAUGUAUUCCUAUUCUGUACACUGACUCUCUCUGACAGGAUUUGCUGUCACCCUGUCUCUGGGCGCAAGCACCCUCUGACAGACCAAACUGAUUUGCUUCAUCUCCACAAUAUUUAUCUCCUUUCGAUUUGAAUUUCUGUUUGUUCUGCACUCUGAUUUUUCCUUGUUGCACCUGCGCUUUUGUACGCGGAACUUUGCUGUCGCCAUCGCGUCGCCAUUAUUUAUAUCCAUGGUUACGUGGUGGUAUGACUCAUCGAUGCAUCAUGCGCGCAUGAUCAUUCUUCUUUUCUACUCGUACACUUCGAUAUGCAUGCACGCACACUGAUGUACACCUAGACUACACGUAAGCCAAUGCACGCACGCGAGCACGUUUCGCUGAGGACAGCGAUUUGAGAGAGAGAGUUUGUCAAGUUUGAGAGAAUGGUGGUUAGCUUCUUGCCCAGAUUAGUGACAGUUGUGGUUGUUGU